AUGACGUAUCGAUCAGAGCUAUCCUCUUGCGAGAUUCCUCUUGAGGCUGCGGUAGUGGCAGCGGGAGGCUCUGCUGGACACUACGAGCCUAUACCCGAGUAUGAAGGCCGGCAUCGAUACGACCCUACGGCGUCGUGGGAUCCAAAAGAGGAGCAGCGGCUAGUGCGAAAGUUAGACUACCGCAUCUGCUCCUGGGUAUGCCUGAUGUUCUUUGCCCUCCAAUUGGACCGUGGCAACAUUAUUCAGGCCCUUUCGGACAACAUGCUUACUGAUCUUGGCCUCACCACCAAUGACUACAACACUGGCAUGACCAUCUUCUACGUGUGUUUCCUCACCGCUGAACUCCCAUCCCAAAUGGUGUCGAAGAAGCUCGGUCCGGAUGUAUGGAUUCCUAUUCAGAUGGUAUCAUGGAGCGCCGUGACGUGCUGUCAAGCCGCCAUGCGCGGACGCUCUGGUUUCUUCGCCACGAGAGGGUUUCUCGGGGUGCUCGAGGGCGGCUUCGUCCCGGACGCAAUAUUAUACCUGUCUUACUUUUACAAGAGCGACGAGCUUCCCGCAAGGGUCAGCUACUUUUACACCUCCUCCUACCUCACUCGAAUUGUCGCUGCCCUCCUAGCGUACGGAGUUCUGCAUAUGAGGGGGCUAGGGGACUGGGCAGGAUGGCGGUGGCUCUUCAUCAUUGAAGGAGCCCUGACCACCGUGGUGGGGGUUAUAUCGUGGUUCUACUUACCGCCUAGCCCGACGCAAACAGCGAGCUGGUUCCGCGGCAAAGACGGCUGGUUCUCAGAGCGUGAAGAGGUCAUCAUGGUGAAUCGCAUUCUCCGCGACGAUCCAGCAAAGGGCGGCAUGCAUAAUCGCCAGGGUCUCACCCUUCCCCUUCUCUGGCAGGCGUUACUCGACUGGGACCUCUGGCCAAUAUACCUGCUGGGCUUUACUCUGCUACAGCCCGUGCAGCCGGUAGAGACUUACAUGACUCUUAAUCUGCGCAACUUGGGCUUUGAUACAUUCCUGACUAACCUGCUUACCAUCCCCGCCUACGUGCUCUUUUGCAUACAGCUCAUCUUCUGGACCUGGGUGUCGGAGCGCAUCAACAAUCGGUUCCUUGUUACCUUCUUUUUUUCGGUGUGGAUGUUUCCUUUGAUCCUUGCCCUCAGGCUCCUGCCCGAUGAUGCGAGCAACUGGGUGAGAUAUGCCCUCACAACUCUCAUCGUUGGCUACCCUUUCGUACACUCUAUUCUCGUCAGUUUGACUUCGAGAAACGCAGGAACGGUGAGGACAAGAACAGUGGGGAGCGCUAUUAUCAAUAUGACGGGGCAGGCCGGCAGCAUCAUCUCCUCCAACAUAUAUCGUAAGGAUGAUGCACCGUAUUACCGAAGAGGCAACGCGGUUAUUCUGGGCAUCAUUGCUUGGAACGCUGUUGCCACCUUGCUUAUCAAGUUCUACUACGUGUGGAGGAAUAAGACACGCGACAAGAUAUGGAACGCCAUGUCGCCUCAGGAAAAGGACGACUAUUUGACCACAACAACCGACGAAGGAAGCAAGCGCCUCGAUUUUCGGUUUGCGCAUUAA
This is a messenger RNA of Purpureocillium takamizusanense, 1569 nucleotides long. RefSeq lists its product as uncharacterized. The record is from RefSeq and is a predicted model, not a curated record. The coding region runs from base 1 to 1569 and encodes 522 amino acids. Gene Ontology annotation, cellular component: membrane. Gene Ontology annotation, biological process: transmembrane transport. Lineage: Eukaryota; Fungi; Ascomycota; Sordariomycetes; Hypocreales; Ophiocordycipitaceae. Gene Ontology annotation, molecular function: sulfate transmembrane transporter activity. The transcript has 6 exons.